Messenger RNA from Dentiscutata heterogama, 769 nucleotides. Lineage: Eukaryota; Fungi; Glomeromycota; Glomeromycetes; Diversisporales; Gigasporaceae. The record is from the annotation of a GenBank genome assembly.
AUGAUCUCCUUAUACAAUAAAAAAUUACCGUCACCUCCAAAUAUUCAUUUAGAAAGUGCAAUUUUUCAUUAUUUGAACGAAUAUCCUAAACUCAAAAUAUUGAUAAUUAUACCAUCAUUAAGUCAAUGUAUUAGAGUACAUAACACCAUAGCUAGCUCUUUAUCCAGAAAAAUACAAGUUGUAGAUGCUAAAAAUAAUGAAAUUAAAGAUGACACUAAAAUAAUUAUAGAUACAUCUGUUUGGGAUGCGGGUCAUACUUGGUCAGGUUGCCAGUUAGUCAUUGAUUCGGGUUUAUCUAUGGGAAAAGUUAAUGGUAAGUUCAUAACAAGGGAAUCAAGCCAUGCCAUUGAAAUUCAAAGAGCAGGUAGAACAGGUCGAACAAAUGAUGGUCUUUCUCAACAAUCGGAUGCAGAUAUGUCAUAUAGAUUAUUAUUAGGUGGUCAUUUUAAUCAAAAUACCUAUCAUUUCGCUAAAAAUCCUCCAACAACUCCACUUGAGAAUAUCUGGAUAGCACUCAAUAAUUAUAAAAUUAAUACAGGGCCCUUUCAACAAAAUAUGUUUAGAUUAGAUAGUGAAUUACAUAUGUUCUAUUACCAUUUUUCAAAAUCUAGUAGUUAUGCUAGGUAUGAAUAUACUAUGAGUACAAAUAUUAAAAACAAGUACCCACCUGCUAAAAAGGUAGCCAAUAAACCACCAUCUAAAAGGAGUGUAGGAGCUUUAUUUGCAACUUCAACUGAUGAAAUGAAUUUGCAAAUUAAAAUGAUAAAAG